GGUUGCAAUAUAAAUGAUCAAAAUAAGAUGGAUCUCCAGCAGCUUUUGAAGUUCUGCACGAGCCUCUUAAUGAUGCAAUGAUUUGAAUCGGGUGUGUUUCAGGCAACAGGGAAAUAUGUAAAAUUUGGAGGGCAGUGGCUCAGGAGGUCCGAGGUUAGUGAUUGCCGUGUAAGUCUGGUAGUUUUUCAGCAGGACAAAGGCUUAUCUGGGCUAGAUAUUAAAUGGAUCCAACAAAUGACCAUUGUUAAUUUAUUUAUUAAUUUACUUAGAAAAAAUGUUUCACAAAACCACCAUUAAAAUCCACGAAAUGAGCCAUUUUUGCAUUUUCACACAAAAAGCAUUUAUAUAUAUGAACCUAUUAUAAUGAAUCUAAAUGCUUUCAGCCCAGGUUUGAAGUCUAGAUCUUGUUUUUAAGCAAGACCUGGUCUAAUGUGGUCAAAAUCGCCCCAAAAAGCAGUGAACUCACCUUUUUAGCAUAUGGCAUGAACAUAAUUAUUAUUAUUUGUAUUUAUUUAUUUUACAUCUCAUGGUUUGCCUGUAGAACUGUUGCAUGUGAUUACAUUGAUGCCAAACUACAUCUAUAAAAGUUUACUUGUCUGAGGAAUUGCCCAAUAAUACUGAAUAUUUUUUUCUUGCAGAGGAAAAUGUAUUGCCCUUUUUGUGGAUUCAGCUUGGAGUCACUAACUCCAUUUUGCAGUUCAUGUGGCAAGGAUAUCAAAUUCUUGACUCAUGAUAAGACUGGAACAUCUGAAGGUAGCACAGUAAAGUGUGCAGUGGAGUCAUUCCACAAGUUCCGCAGUUUAAAAGAGAAGGAGAGGCAGUCAUUCUUCAAAAAGAAAAAAAGACCUCUGAAAGAGAGCAGUGUGAAGAUUUCAGUUGCCCUGAUGCAACUGAAAGAUGGAGCACUAAAACCUGUAAGAGGAACAGCUCUACCACUCGUAGUGAAUCCAGAGCUGGAUGCUGAGCACUUGCAAAUAGCAGCUGUACAAAAAUUGAAGGACUUCAACAGCAAUUUGCAAGGCGGACCUUACUUCCUACUUUACCCUGAUGGUACAAGGAUAAUUAACAUACCAGGAACAGAAACACCAUUCACUCUGAAACAGUACAAGGACGCAGUGGGAAAGGCAUACCAACGCAUCACAGUGUACAUAUGUACAGCUGCCGAUUUCCAAAAUUAUUCUCGAUCCACCUCAGGCUCCGACACAUCUGACUCAGAAGUGAUCAUUACAAGCAGAAGUGCUGCAGAAUUCAAUUCAGCUGAUACACUGCUUUGGGAUCCUGCCUUGAACAGUACCAGCAAUGACGGAGAAUUGCACAUUGGCUCUGAUACGGUAAUAUGUGGCUCCCUAAUUUGA
Melanotaenia boesemani (Boeseman's rainbowfish) is the source of this 1355-nucleotide messenger RNA. RefSeq lists its product as uncharacterized. The record is from RefSeq and is a predicted model, not a curated record. The transcript has 5 exons. NCBI's taxonomy places the organism in Eukaryota, Metazoa, Chordata, Actinopteri, Atheriniformes, Melanotaeniidae. The coding region runs from base 645 to 1355 and encodes 236 amino acids.